CUCCGCGUCCUUCCCCUUCCCCCUCCUUCUCACGGACUCCUGCUUACCCCGAGACGCCCGCAGCCCGAGGACUCACUAGCGGCAGAGACCGCGGGCCCGGGCGCGGGGGAGGCCGCCGAUCGAGUCGGCUCCCUCCGCCCCGCGAAGCCUGCACGCCCGCCGGUGAAUCAAAAAGGGCCCAGGAAGCCUAUGAAUGUUGGAGAAAAUUCAUCUGUGAAUUUUUGAUGUUUAAGGAGUUUUUUGUAUUUGUAUUCAUCUUUUAAACUGGGAAGAUUUCAUAUUUUAUUUUAAAACUUCUUGGUAUUUACAAUGAAUGGACACAGUGAUGAAGAAAGUGUUAGAAACAGUAGUGGAGAAUCAAGCCAGUCGGAUGAUGAUUCUGGGUCAGCUUCGGGCUCAGCAUCGGGUUCAAGUUCUGGAAGCAGUAGUGAUGGAAGCAGUAGCCAGUCAGGUAGCAGUGACUCUGAGUCCGGAUCUGAAUCAGGCAGUCAGUCAGAGUCUGAAUCAGACACUUCCCGAGAAAACAAAGUCCAAGCAAAACCACCGAAAGUUGAUGGAGCUGAGUUUUGGAAAUCUAGCCCUAGUAUUCUGGCCGUUCAGAGAUCUGCAAUGCUCAAGAAGCAGCAGCAGCAGCAGCAGCAGCAGCAGCAUCAGGCUUCAUCUAAUAGUGGAUCAGAGGAGGAUUCCUCCAGCAGUGAAGAUUCUGAUGACUCAUCGAAUGAGGUCAAAAGGAAAAAACAUAAAGAUGAAGAUUGGCAAAUGUCUGGGUCAGGAUCUCCAUCUCAAUCUGGUUCAGAUUCAGAAUCUGAAGAAGAAAGAGAUAAAAGCAGUUGUGAUGAAACAGAAUCUGAUUAUGAGCCAAAAAGCAAAGUUAAAAGCAGAAAACCUCAAAAUAGAUCUAAGGCAAAAAAUGGGAAGAAAAUUCUUGGACAAAAAAAGAGACAGAUUGAUUCAUCUGAGGAGGAAGAUGAUGAAGAAGAUUAUGAUAAUGAUAAAAGAAGUUCUCGUCGCCAGGCAACUGUCAAUGUUAGCUAUAAAGAAGAUGAAGAAAUGAAAACAGAUUCUGAUGAUCUACUGGAGGUGUGUGGAGAGGAUGUUCCUCAACCUGAGGAAGAAGAAUUUGAAACAAUAGAACGUUUUAUGGAUUGUCGGAUUGGGAGAAAAGGAGCUACUGGUGCUACUACAACCAUCUAUGCAGUUGAAGCAGAUGGUGACCCAAAUGCAGGAUUUGAAAAAAACAAGGAACCAGGCGAGAUCCAAUAUUUGAUUAAAUGGAAAGGAUGGUCCCAUAUUCACAAUACUUGGGAGACAGAAGAAACCCUUAAGCAGCAGAAUGUUAGAGGAAUGAAAAAAUUGGAUAACUAUAAGAAAAAAGAUCAGGAAACAAAAAGAUGGUUGAAAAAUGCUUCUCCAGAAGAUGUGGAAUAUUAUAAUUGCCAGCAAGAACUUACAGAUGAUCUACACAAACAGUAUCAAAUUGUGGAACGAAUAAUUGCUCAUUCCAAUCAGAAGUCAGCAGCUGGUUAUCCCGAUUAUUACUGUAAAUGGCAGGGCCUUCCAUACUCAGAGUGCAGCUGGGAGGAUGGAGCUCUAAUUUCCAAAAAGUUUCAAGCAUGCAUAGAUGAGUAUUUUAGCAGGAAUCAAUCAAAAACCACUCCUUUUAAAGAUUGCAAAGUAUUAAAACAAAGGCCAAGAUUUGUAGCCCUAAAAAAGCAACCAUCCUAUAUUGGAGGACAUGAGAGUUUAGAAUUAAGAGAUUAUCAACUGAAUGGUUUAAAUUGGCUUGCUCACUCUUGGUGCAAAGGAAAUAGUUGCAUCCUUGCUGAUGAAAUGGGCCUUGGAAAAACAAUACAGACGAUCUCAUUUCUGAACUAUUUGUUUCAUGAACAUCAAUUAUAUGGACCUUUUCUGUUAGUGGUACCACUUUCCACUCUUACUUCUUGGCAAAGGGAAAUUCAGACAUGGGCUUCUCAAAUGAAUGCUGUGGUUUAUUUAGGUGACAUUAACAGCAGAAAUAUGAUAAGAACUCAUGAAUGGAUGCAUCCCCAGACCAAACGGUUAAAAUUUAAUAUACUUUUAACAACUUACGAAAUUUUAUUGAAGGAUAAGGCAUUCCUUGGAGGUCUAAAUUGGGCGUUUAUAGGUGUAGAUGAAGCACAUCGAUUAAAGAAUGAUGACUCUCUUCUGUAUAAAACUUUAAUAGACUUUAAGUCCAAUCAUCGUCUCCUUAUUACUGGAACUCCUCUACAAAACUCCCUCAAAGAGCUCUGGUCUUUGCUACAUUUCAUUAUGCCAGAAAAGUUUUCUUCCUGGGAAGAUUUUGAAGAAGAACAUGGAAAAGGCAGAGAAUAUGGUUAUGCAAGCCUCCACAAGGAGCUUGAGCCAUUUCUGUUACGCAGAGUUAAAAAAGAUGUGGAAAAAUCUCUUCCUGCCAAGGUUGAGCAGAUUUUAAGAAUGGAAAUGAGUGCUUUACAGAAACAGUAUUACAAAUGGAUAUUAACUAGGAAUUACAAAGCCCUCAGCAAAGGUUCCAAGGGCAGUACCUCAGGCUUUUUGAACAUUAUGAUGGAGCUAAAGAAAUGUUGUAACCAUUGCUACCUCAUUAAACCACCAGAUAAUAAUGAAUUCUAUAAUAAACAGGAGGCCUUACAACACUUAAUCCGUAGUAGCGGAAAAUUGAUUCUUCUUGACAAACUGUUAAUUCGUCUAAGAGAACGAGGCAAUAGAGUUCUUAUUUUUUCUCAAAUGGUGCGGAUGUUAGAUAUUCUUGCAGAAUAUUUGAAAUAUCGUCAAUUCCCCUUUCAAAGAUUAGAUGGAUCAAUAAAAGGGGAGCUGAGAAAACAAGCUCUAGAUCAUUUUAAUGCUGAAGGAUCAGAGGAUUUCUGCUUUUUACUUUCCACAAGAGCUGGAGGCUUGGGAAUUAAUUUAGCCUCCGCUGACACUGUUGUUAUAUUUGAUUCUGAUUGGAAUCCACAAAAUGAUCUUCAGGCACAGGCUAGAGCUCAUCGAAUUGGGCAGAAGAAACAGGUGAAUAUUUAUCGUCUAGUUACGAAGGGAUCAGUUGAAGAGGAUAUACUUGAAAGGGCCAAAAAGAAGAUGGUUUUAGAUCACCUUGUAAUUCAGAGAAUGGACACAACUGGGAAGACAGUACUACAUACGGGUUCUGCCCCCUCAAGUUCUACUCCUUUCAAUAAAGAAGAAUUAUCAGCCAUUUUAAAGUUUGGCGCUGAGGAACUUUUUAAGGAACCUGAAGGAGAAGAGCAAGAGCCCCAGGAAAUGGAUAUAGAUGAAAUCUUGAAGAGGGCUGAAACUCAUGAAAACGAACCAGGCCCUUUAACUGUAGGAGAUGAGUUGCUUUCCCAGUUCAAGGUUGCCAACUUUUCAAAUAUGGAUGAGGAUGACAUUGAGUUGGAACCAGAAAGAAAUUCAAAGAAUUGGGAAGAAAUAAUUCCAGAAGAUCAAAGAAGACGAUUAGAAGAGGAAGAAAGACAAAAGGAACUUGAAGAAAUUUAUAUGCUUCCAAGAAUGAGAAACUGUGCAAAACAGAUUAGUUUUAAUGGAAGUGAAGGGAGGCGCAGUAGAAGUAGGAGAUAUUCUGGAUCUGAUAGUGACUCAAUCUCAGAAAGGAAAAGGCCAAAGAAACGUGGAAGACCACGGACUAUUCCUCGAGAGAAUAUCAAAGGAUUUAGUGAUGCAGAAAUUAGGCGGUUUAUCAAGAGUUACAAGAAAUUUGGUGGCCCUCUGGAAAGAUUAGAUGCAAUUGCUCGGGAUGCUGAAUUAGUUGAUAAGUCAGAGACAGACCUCCGACGAUUAGGAGAAUUGGUGCAUAAUGGUUGCAUUAAAGCUUUAAAGGAUAAUUCUUCAGGAACAGAACGAACAGGUGGUAGACUUGGAAAAGUGAAGGGUCCAACAUUCCGAAUAUCAGGUGUACAGGUGAAUGCCAAGCUCGUCAUCUCCCACGAAGAAGAAUUAAUACCAUUGCACAAAUCCAUUCCUUCAGAUCCAGAAGAAAGAAAGCAGUAUACUAUCCCAUGCCACACAAAGGCAGCUCAUUUUGAUAUAGACUGGGGCAAAGAAGAUGAUUCCAAUUUGUUAAUUGGUAUCUAUGAAUAUGGAUAUGGAAGCUGGGAAAUGAUUAAAAUGGAUCCUGACCUCAGUUUAACACACAAGAUCCUUCCAGAUGAUCCUGAUAAAAAACCACAAGCAAAGCAAUUGCAGACACGUGCGGACUACCUCAUCAAAUUACUUAGUAGAGAUCUUGCCAAAAAAGAAGCUCAGAGGCUUUCUGGUGCAGGAGGAUCAAAGAGGAGAAAAGCAAGAGCUAAGAAGAAUAAAGCAAUGAAGUCUAUAAAAGUGAAAGAAGAAAUAAAGAGUGAUUCUUCACCCUUGCCUUCAGAGAAGUCUGAUGAAGAUGAUGAAAAGGAUGAGAUCACUUCUGUGAAACAUCCAAAUAAAAAAAUUAAAACAGAAAGAGACAGUGAAGAAAGACCUGAGCCAGAUGUUUUUAUAAAGAAGGAAUCAGAAGAAAAGAGGGAAGCAAAAGAAAAAGAGAAUAAAAGAGAACUUAAAAGGGAGCUAAAAGAAAAAGAGGAUAAGAAAGAUAUAAAGGAAAAAGAUUUUAAAGAGAAAAGAGAAAACAAAGUAAAAGAAGCUAUACAGAAAGAAAAAGACAUAAAGGAAGAAAAGUUGAGUGAAUCCAAGUCUGAUAGCAAGGAAAGAUCCAAGAAAUCUUCAGUGUCAGAUGCUCCAGUUCAUAUCACCGCAGGUGGUGAACCAGUUCCCAUAUCUGAAGAAUCUGAAGAGCUAGAUCAGAAGACAUUCAGCAUUUGUAAAGAAAGGAUGAGGCCUGUCAAAGCAGCUUUGAAACAACUUGAUAGGCCUGAAAAAGGCCUUUCAGAAAGAGAACAAUUGGAGCAUACUAGACAGUGUUUAAUAAAAAUUGGAGACCAUAUCACAGAAUGUCUGAAAGAGUAUGCAAAUCCUGAACAAAUCAAGCAGUGGAGAAAAAACCUGUGGAUUUUUGUAUCUAAGUUUACGGAGUUUGACGCAAGAAAAUUACAUAAAUUAUAUAAACAUGCUAUUAAAAAACGACAGGAAUCUCAGCAAAAUAAUGACCAGAACAGCAACUCGAAUGCUCAAGUGAUUAGAAAUCCAGAUGUGGAAAGAUUAAAAGAGAAUACAAAUCACGAUGAUAGCAGCAGGGACAGUUAUUCAUCUGAUAGACACUUAUCUCAGUAUCAUGAUCAUCAUAAAGACCGACAUCAGGGAGAUUCUUAUAAAAAGACUGACUCUAGGAAAAGACCCUAUUCUUCUUUUAGUAAUGGUAAAGAUCAUCGUGACUGGGAUCAUUACAAGCAAGAAAGCAGGUAUUACAGUGAUAGAGAGAAACACAGAAAACUGGAUGAUCAUAGGAGUAGAGAUCACAGGUCAAAUUUGGAAGGAAGUUUAAAGGAUAGAUCUCAUUCUGAUCAUCGUUCUCAUUCAGAUCAUCGGUUACAUUCAGAUCAUCGGGCAAGUUCUGAAUAUACACACCAUAAAUCUUCCAGGGAUUAUAGGUAUCAUUCAGAUUGGCAAAUGGACCACAGAGCUUCCAGUAGUGGCCCCAGAUCACCUUUAGAUCAGAGAUCUCCUUAUGGCUCCAGAUCUCCAUUUGAACACUCAGUUGAACACAAAAGUACACCCGAGCAUACCUGGAGUAGUCGGAAAACAUAACAAAAACUGAUACUUUGUCUUUCCGGACUUUUCUUUUAGCCAUAUAUCAUAAACCAACACAAUAAUUGCCUUACAUGACUUGAAAGAUAUAAACAGAUCUUCUAUCAGUAGCAGUAUUGUUACUUCUUUCCAGGAUGCAAGGUCUAUUAUCCCAACAGAAGAGAAAAUAUUUUUAUAUUUAAGGAUUAUGCUGCACUGUACUACAAAUACUGUAGUACUUUUUUUUUUU
Enhydra lutris kenyoni (northern sea otter) is the source of this 5941-nucleotide messenger RNA. RefSeq names its product chromodomain helicase DNA binding protein 1 (gene CHD1). The record is from RefSeq and is a predicted model, not a curated record. NCBI's taxonomy places the organism in Eukaryota, Metazoa, Chordata, Mammalia, Carnivora, Mustelidae. Gene Ontology annotation, cellular component: nucleus; chromatin. Gene Ontology annotation, biological process: nucleosome organization; regulation of transcription by RNA polymerase II. The transcript is spliced from 37 exons. The coding region runs from base 310 to 5712 and encodes 1800 amino acids. Gene Ontology annotation, molecular function: ATP hydrolysis activity; ATP binding; histone binding.